CUGAUCACCAUCAGAAAAAAAUACACUUAACUUAACGCUAUCGAACAAAUUAGAUACCACAUUCUCUAAUUCGAAUAUAAAUAUUUUUCAACUAAUGUUAGUGAUAGCCAAAACAUCUGUUAAUGUACUGCUUUGUAAAAUGCUUGGACCUAAUCCCAAACUGACUAAACAAUAUCAAACUUAAUAUUAAUCUAAUAUCAAACUCAGCAACCUAGUGUAUGUUAAUGCUAAAUGAAAUCCCUAAAUGAAAUCCAUUUAGGCAUAGUGAGUAACUAUUAAAGACAGUUUUAUAUAUGAAAAAAAAAGUCACGAUGGUUAAUCAAACCCUCUUCGAUCACAUCUAUAGUGUCAUUGAUCCUCUGUGUAUAUCAUUAUCAGCUAUGGUAAAGAGUUUAAUCUUCAAAAUCUAUCUUUUUACAGACGGAGGGGGUCAUUAUUAGAACAAAAUAAAAGUAGGGGCUAAAUCAGAAUAUUCUCAAAUUAUAAAGGUUUACUUUAAAAUAAAAAAGGCCCAUCAACUUCUUCCGUCUAUACAUACACGUCAACAACCACUCUGAAAACUCCUUUAAUUUUUUUAUUCAAUUCCUUUCUUCCUCAAACUGAAAUGAAUGGCGACGGAAGAUCGGAGACCGGACCUAGCGCCGCCGCACCGGAGGAAGACGAGGAGCUAGUAACUAGGAAAAUGGUGUAUAUGUGGGGUUACCUCCCCGGAGCCUCGCCGCAGCGCUCGCCUCUGCUGUCACCGGCCGCGGUGAAGAUUCCGCCGGCAGUCGAAAGCUCCUGGAAAGACGUCUCCGGCGGCGGAUGCGGCUUCGCAAUGGCUACCUCAGAGUCAGGGAAGCUGAUAACGUGGGGGUCGACUGAUGAUCUAGGUCAAAGCUAUGUCACAUCAGGGAAGCACGGGGAGACUCCGGAGCCUUUUCCUCUGCCUCCUGAGGUUCGUGUAGAGAAAGCUGAAGCUGGGUGGGCUCAUUGUGUGGCGGUAACAGAGAGCCAUGAAGUUUAUACAUGGGGAUGGAAGGAAUGUAUACCCACAGGGAGAGUGUUUGGACAGGUAGAAGGAGAUUCAUGUGAAAUGAACAUCUCCUUCUCUGCCGAGCAAGUGAGCCCUAGUUCUCAAGGAAAAAAAUCUAGCGGUGGAGCGUCUUCCCAAACUAGACCGGAACCCACAAAGAAGAGGCGGAUUUCACCGGGAAAGCAAGCUGCUGAAAACUCAUCGCAGUCCGAGAACAACGACCUCUCGGCAUUGCCUUGUCUUGUAUCAUUGGCUCCAGGAGUUAGGAUUGUCAGUGUUGCUGCUGGUGGACGUCAUACUCUAGCAUUAUCAGAUAUUGGACAGGUAUGGGGUUGGGGUUAUGGAGGAGAAGGACAGCUUGGAUCGGGCUCCCGUGUACGACUAGUCUCCUCUCCUCAUCCUAUUCCGUGCAUUGAGCCUUCUUCUUAUGGAAAAGGCAGCUCCUCUAUGAGUUCAGAAGUACAAUGCGGCCGAGUUCUUGGAAGUUAUGUAAAGAAAAUUGCAUGUGGAGGGCGACACAGUGCUGUGAUCACAGAUACUGGAGCGCUCCUUACCUUUGGUUGGGGGCUUUAUGGACAGUGUGGUCAAGGGAGCACAGAUGAUGAACUAAGUCCUACAUGCGUAUCAUCUUUGUUGGGAAUCCGGAUAGAAGGAGUAGCCGCAGGUCUAUGGCACACAGUCUGCGUUUCAUCUGAUGGUGAUGUGUAUUCAUUUGGUGGAAACCAAUUUGGCCAGUUAGGUACUGGUUGUGAUCAAGCUGAGACUCUUCCUAAAUUAUUGGAGGCUCCAAAUCUGGAAAACGUGAACAUCAAAACCAUCUCAUGCGGCGCUCGUCACACCGCUGUAAUCGCAGAUGAAGGGAAAGUAUUUUGCUGGGGAUGGAACAAGUAUGGUCAGUUGGGACUAGGAGAUGUGAUUGAUAGGAAUGCACCUUCAGAGGUUAGAAUAAAAGAUUGUGUCCCCAAAAACAUUGCGUGUGGUUGGUGGCAUACUCUGCUUCUAGGCCAGUCCUCUCUCUGAAUGUGUCACACACAACAAAAACACAAGCACACGCCAAUUUUGUUAGGGUUUUAGAGCAAAGUUCUGAGUUCAAUAGACAGUAUUUGUACAUACACGAGCAGCAUAUUAUAUACAAUGCAAUGAUGUGUUUGUUCUGAUUAGCUUAACUUUUCAAACAUUUGUUUAGUUUUCAGGUGAAGUUUCUUUGUUUUAACUUUAAAACUUGUGCUAAUAAAUAAAGUUUUUUCAUCUCCAA
Brassica rapa (field mustard) is the source of this 2270-nucleotide messenger RNA. RefSeq names its product ultraviolet-B receptor UVR8. The record is from RefSeq and is a predicted model, not a curated record. NCBI's taxonomy places the organism in Eukaryota, Viridiplantae, Streptophyta, Magnoliopsida, Brassicales, Brassicaceae.